GAUCAUCUUUUCUUCCUGGGUCGUGACAGAUUAUUACCUGUUUGUGUUCAAUGGGACGACAAAUUCACUUUGUGGUUGACCCUCAGGGUUGGUGCUGCAUGGGCCUGGUUAUCUUUGUCUGGCUGUACAACACAAUCUUCAUUCCAAAAGUCAUCCUUUUUCCUCACUAUGAAGAGGGACAUAUUUCAGUUGUGGCAAUUUUGUGUUAUUACUUCUGCUCAUUGUUUUGUAUAGCGUCAUUACUAAGAGCCUCAGUAGCUGAUCCAGGAAAGCUACCUGAAAACCCAAAGAUACCAAUUACAGAACGAGAGUAUUGGGAAUUAUGUAACAAAUGCAAUAUGAUGAGACCAAAGCGUUCACACCAUUGCAGUCGUUGUGGUCAUUGUGUGAGGAGGAUGGAUCACCACUGUCCAUGGAUUAAUAAUUGUGUUGGUGAAGACAAUCAUUGGCUGUUUUUACAGCUGUGUUUCUACACUCAGAUCCUUAGUUCCUAUACACUGAUACUUGAUUUCUGCCAUUACUACUACUUUUUGCCUCUGAAAAAAGAAAGCUGGGAUGUUUUUGUGUUUAGACAUGAACUUGCUCUCCUAAGAAUAUCUGCCUUCAUGGGUCUAAUAAUAUUAGGUGGAAUAAGUGGACUCUUUUACACUCAGCUAAUGGGUAUUUUCACUGACACUACCAGUAUAGAAAAAAUGUCAAACUGUUGUGAAGACAUAUCGAGGCCCCGAAAGCCGUGGCAGCAGACCUUCUCAGAAGUUUUUGGCACUCACUGGAAGAUCCUGUGGUUUAUUCCUUUCAGGCAGAGGCAACCACUGCGAGUUCCCUACCACUUCGCCAAUCACGUCUGAACAGAUGGAUGGUGGGCACAGAUGGGUCCUCCAUGCUGGAAGUGCGUUACAGGUUUUAUGAUAAUAGGACUAUGACAGCCUUCAAGUCAAUUAAAAUCCACCCACCAAUCGUAGGCAUCACAAUGUGCCCCAGGCUUUAUUUUAAUAGUGGUCUUUAUUCUGUUCCGAGAUUAAUACAAGUUAUAUGUUUAACUUUAGGCAUAUUUUCUUUCAGAUUAGCUUUCCAAAGGGAUUUAUUUUGUCUUUAAGGUUAAUACCAAAACCAAAUGACUGGAAUGCAGUCUUACUCUAUUUGUUUGAUACUGGCUUUUUUUUUUUUUUGGUAGGAAACACUGAAGUUUACAUUGAUUGUUAGCUUUCCCACUAAGUGUCUUAUUCUGCCUUGAAUUUUUUUUAGUAUUUUUAUCAGUAGGUCUGUCUAGAUAAUAUUCAUGUCUUUUUUCUGCUACAUGUGUUUAAAAUUCCCUGAUACUGC
Messenger RNA from Fulmarus glacialis (Northern fulmar), 1323 nucleotides. It is a transcript of the gene ZDHHC21, whose product is annotated as zinc finger, DHHC-type containing 21. The coding region runs from base 51 to 848 and encodes 265 amino acids. Lineage: Eukaryota; Metazoa; Chordata; Aves; Procellariiformes; Procellariidae. Gene Ontology annotation, cellular component: Golgi apparatus; endoplasmic reticulum. Gene Ontology annotation, molecular function: protein-cysteine S-palmitoyltransferase activity. Gene Ontology annotation, biological process: peptidyl-L-cysteine S-palmitoylation; protein targeting to membrane. The transcript is spliced from 7 exons. The record is from RefSeq and is a predicted model, not a curated record.